AUGAAAAAAUUGUUAUAUCCUCUACUUGUAUUUAUAACUUGUAUAAGCGCCACAUUUAACAACAUAUGUAAUCCUGAUGUAAAUGAAAAUAUGUGUUCUACUCAAUGGCCAGUAGGAAGUCAACGGCUAGAAAAUUACAUGGCUACUGAUGUAUCAAAAAAUAUACUUCAAGGUAAACAACAAUGUAUUAAGCCUCAUAAUGAAACAGAUGAGUGUUUUCAGCAACAUUUUUAUGACAAACAAAUGUAUUUACCUUCAAAUAUUAAUCCGCUAACUCGACCUUCGUACGAACAACAAACACCUAAUCUUGGAUGUUUAAACCAGAAUACUUAUCCUACACCUGUACAGCCACGCCCCUUUUAUGAACAACAAGCCCAGUUACCAUCAUUUAUACAACCAACAACAAGAGCUGUAAUUCAGCAGCCAGUACAAUUACCAUCAUAUGUACAACCAAUUCAACCAACUACACGGCCUGCAUGUCAACCCAAUCCUCAGGUUUCCUUUGUGCAACCUCAACAAGUAAGUAUCCAACCACAAACUUUCAACCCACCUCCUCAAGCACUCAUUCCUCAACAAAUGCCUAUACAAUACUCACCCCAAUGUUAUAAACAGCCUCAACAGAAUUUUUCUUGUCAAGUACCACCACAACAAUCUUUUAACACGUGUAAACCUAGACAAGAAUGCCGUUCAUAUCAGCCCUGUACACGUGAAUCACAACAAAUACAAGAUUUCAGAUGUGAUAUAAAUGAACCAGAAUACAACAGAUUCAGUGAAUCAUGCACACCCUAUUCAGAUUAUUCGUAUGACUACGAUAGACCAUAUAAAUCUAAUAGAAAAAGAAGGAAAAAUUACAAGAAAUAUCAAGACGAUGAUGAUUCUUCAUCUGAAAGAUCUAGUCGAAGGAGUUCGAAAGAUGUAAAAAAAUUAUUAAAAAACGCAUUUUACAUUGUCGACCCGAAAUCUCAACUCCAUUAUCAAAUACAAGACAGUGUUAAAAGAGCAGAAAAAGUUAUGCUAGUUGGAAAUAAUGGCAAUGGAAGAUAUAGAAAUCGUCUUAUGGAUAAUGACGAUGAUGACGAAGGCACACAAAACAUAUUUCAAGACACUAAAUUUUCACCAAAUAGGAGCAGAUUAAAUAAUAGAAAAUUAAAAAGUAAAUUGUUAUCAAGUUUACGCGAAAAUAAAAUAUUAAAAAAUGAAUUAAAAAAAAGCAAGAAAAAAGAAAAAAUUUCUACAAAAAUUAAAGCUAAAAAACAGCAGCUAGAAAAUGAUAGUGAUGAAGAAAUUGCUGCAGAUUUAAUUGAUGAUGAAAAACAAGAAAAUUUACAAAUAGAUACUAAACAAAAAUCUAAAUUGAAGGGCGAAAAAACACUUACACAAAAUUUAAUAGAUGACAAAGAAAACUUGGCAGAUGAAAAAGAAAAUUUGGUAGAUGAUAAAGAAAAACAGGAAGACAACACAGACCUUAUUAAUGAUGAUGAUUAA
Messenger RNA from Vairimorpha ceranae, 1485 nucleotides. RefSeq lists its product as hypothetical. The record is from RefSeq and is a predicted model, not a curated record. The coding region runs from base 1 to 1485 and encodes 494 amino acids. The transcript has a single exon. Lineage: Eukaryota; Fungi; Microsporidia; Nosematidae.